Messenger RNA from Brettanomyces bruxellensis, 1554 nucleotides. RefSeq lists its product as uncharacterized. Gene Ontology annotation, biological process: transmembrane transport. The coding region runs from base 1 to 1554 and encodes 517 amino acids. The record is from RefSeq and is a predicted model, not a curated record. NCBI's taxonomy places the organism in Eukaryota, Fungi, Ascomycota, Pichiomycetes, Pichiales, Pichiaceae. The transcript has a single exon. Gene Ontology annotation, molecular function: transmembrane transporter activity.
AUGGAAAAACAAGUUAGAAAGAAGCCUUCACGCGGUAACGAACUUCAUGUGACAUCAACUCAUUUCGACUCCGAUGUUUCAGACACCUGCUCACAAGAUUCAGAUAACUCCUCAGAUGGCUUUAGUACAGAAGAUUAUGAAGUUGAUGAUAAUGGACUUAUCAGUUUAACAAAGUCCAGCAGCCUAAACCCACAAAACUGGCCAUUUAAAGAAAGGAUACAAUAUACAGUUUUGUAUGCCGUGACAACAUUCUUAGCGCAACUAAAUUCCACAACCAUGUCAUCUGACUACUUUAUUUCGGACAUGUCUUAUCUUUAUAAUAUUGGCCAUGAGUGCAGCAUGCUCGCCACAACAUUGUACGUGCUCGGAAUUGCCGUUGGCCCAAUGGUUUUUGCACCUAUUUCCGAAAUGUAUGGUCGAAAGAUGGGCGUUCUGGUGCCACUUUUGAUUUCCGGUGUUUUUUCGCUAGUGACAUCCGUUUCAUACAAUGUGCCAAGUAUCAUGGUAACCAGAUUUUUGUCCGGCCUAUUUGCUGGGGCUCCGAUUGUUUCGUCUGGAGGUGUGAUGUCAGAUUUGUGGACGCCUCAGGCAAGAGGAGGGGCACUUGCAUUUUAUGCUUGUUUAGUUUCUGCAGGUGCAUUAUUGGGACCAACAAUCGGAUCCCUCCUUAUUCACAGCAAUUCAAGUGCUCAGGGUUGGAGAAUUCCACAGUGGUUGUGUGGACUAGCAGAAUUGGCAUGGUUUCUAAUUAGUUUUGGAGUAGUUAAAGAAACCUAUAGACCGGUGGUGGAAUCAAAAUUGGCUAGAAAACUUCGUCUUUCGGAGCGCUCGUGGAAAUUGCAUUCAAAGCAUGAUACAUGGACAUUCAGUCUUACCGAACUCAUCCAUGUUCAUUUCUUUAGACCGUUUGCUAUGCUUUUAACCCCGAUUGUUUUUCUAAUGGCAUUAUAUGCCAGUUAUGUCUUUGGCCUUUUCUAUCUUAUGAUCACCAACGUCCCCGUGGCAUUUAAUCUUUGCUAUGGAUGGACAGGCACUGUGGCAACGUUGCCUAACAUUCCAUUUUUCAUGGGUGUGCUAAUUGGAAACGGUGUAAAUAUGUUUUGGAGUAAGAAGUAUGGCGAUUAUAUCGAUAAGCAUGACGGAAAAGCAUUACCAGAGGAGAGACUUCCAAUCAUGAUGAUUACUCAAUGGCUUAUGCCUAUUGGAAUUUUCAUUUUUGGCUGGAGCAGUUGGAAAUCAAUCCAUUGGAUUGUUCCCUGCAUUGGUGUGGCAUUUAUGGGCACCGGAUAUAUCACAAUCUUUCAGGGUUGUCUCAACUACUUGGUUGACUGCUUUCCACAUUAUGCGGCAUCAGCUAUCGCUGCCAACACUUUUCUACGUUCAAUUUUUGCCGCAACUUUUCCGUUAUUUGCUAAGCAGUUGUUUACUAAUUUGGGGGUUCAUUGGGGUGCAAGUGUGAUCGGAUUCAUAUCAAUCGGCAUGCUUCCAAUUCCUUUCUAUUUCUUUAAGAAUGGUGCAAGGAUAAGAAUUAAAAAUCCAUACAAUUUGGGUUAG